GAAGGAACAAGCUUUCUUUAUUGACGGAAACAUUUGCCUACUUCACUCCGCCCUCUCUUCAUCUUUCUUCUGUCACUAUUCUCUUCGUCUUCUGUGAUAGUCCAGAGUACCAAAGGUGACGGCUUUUUGGUGGUUUAUGAGAAUGGGGGGCGGGGCAAAACCCUACUCCGACGUGUGGAAGCUGUGCCAGCCAUGUUGGAAGCGGAUUAACUUCGUUCCCCUGGUCGUCGUCGCCAUGUUCUGCUCCGCCUCGUACUUGCUCGGCAUCUGGCAGCACAUCGGUGGCGCCACCGUACUUACCGCUAUCUCCUGCGACAGGAAGGCCACCGACGCCUCGUUCGUCGUAGGCGGCGCGCCGACGCUGGACUUCGCCGCACACCACGCGGCCGACGAGUCCGACGCGGCGAUACCGGCGGCGCGGGAGUUCACCGCCUGCGACGCAAAGUACUCCGAGUACACGCCCUGCGAGGACCGGGACCGGUCGCUGCGGUUCGACCGCGACCGGCUUAUCUACCGGGAGCGGCACUGCCCGGAGAAGGGGGAGCUCCUCAAGUGCCUGGUCCCGGCGCCGGCGGGGUACAGGAACCCAUUCCCGUGGCCGGCAAGCAGGGACGCCGCGUGGUUCGCGAACGUGCCGCACAAUGAGCUCACGGUCGAGAAGGCGGUCCAAAACUGGAUCCGGGUCGACAGGGACAAGUUCCUGUUCCCCGGCGGAGGAACCAUGUUCCCGGACGGCGCCGACGCGUACAUCGACGACAUCGACCGGCUCAUUCCGCUGCGUGAUGGGUCCAUCCGGACGGCCAUAGACACCGGCUGCGGGGUGGCGAGCUGGGGAGCUUACCUUCUAUCGCGCAACAUUCUAACGAUGUCUUUUGCGCCGAGGGACUCCCACGAGGCCCAAGUCCAGUUCGCGCUGGAGCGCGGCGUCCCAGCCAUGAUCGGUGUGCUCGCCUCCAACCGCCUCCCCUACCCCUCCAGGGCGUUCGACAUGGCCCAUUGCUCUCGGUGCCUCAUCCCAUGGCAUCUCUACGAUGGGCAGUACUUGAUCGAAGUCGACCGCGUCUUGCGACCUGGUGGCUACUGGAUCCUGUCGGGACCGCCGAUCAACUGGAAGCGGCAGUGGAAGGGAUGGAAGAGAACCGAGGCGGACUUGAGCGCCGAGCAAUCUGCCAUCGAAGCCGUCGCCAGGAGCCUCUGCUGGAAGAAGCUGAGGGAGAAGGGCGACAUUGCAGUUUGGCAGAAACCAACCAAUCACAUCCACUGCAAAGCCAGUAGGAAGGUCAUCAAGUCACCGCAGUUCUGCCACGGUCAGAAUCCUGACGCCGCUUGGUAUACCAAGAUGGAGACUUGCAUCGCACCCCUGCCCGACGUGACCGGCAUCAGAGAGACCGCCGGCGGGGAACUGAAGAAGUGGCCCGAGAGACUGACGGCGGUGCCACCAAGGAUUGCUAGUGGAAGCCCGGAUGGAGUUACACCAGAAACGUUUAGGCAAGACACCGAGCUAUGGAAGAAGAGACUCGGGUACUACAGGACAGUGAUCAACCAGCUGGGGCAGAAGGGUAGAUAUCGGAAUCUGCUCGACAUGAACGCUAAGUUUGGUGGGUUUGCUGCCGCCCUAAUUGACGACCCAGUUUGGGUCAUGAACGUCGUCCCGACCGCGGCCAACACCAACACACUCGGAGUCAUCUACGAGCGCGGGCUGAUCGGAACCUAUCAGGACUGGUGCGAGGCAAUGUCUACAUACCCGAGGACAUAUGAUCUCCUUCAUGCAGAUUGGGUGUUCAGUCUCUACAAGGGCAGAUGUGAAAUGGAAGACAUACUGUUGGAGAUGGAUCGAAUCCUUAGGCCCGAGGGGACGGUGAUCGUUAGGGACGACGUCGAUGUCUUAAUUAAGAUCAAGAGCGUCACGGAUGGAAUGAGAUGGGAUAGCGAAAUCGCCGAUCACGAAGACGGCCCGCAUCAGAGGGAGAAGCUUCUUGUGGUGGUGAAGACGUAUUGGACAGCACCAGACCAAAACCAAGAACAGCCAAACGGAUCUGCCUAGCAUUCAUUUUCUAUAUUUCUUUCGGCCUAUAAUUUUGUGGAGUUGACAUUAACAGUAGAAAGUGAAUCUCUAGCUUGCAUAUUCCAUUUGAUGAGGA
Molecule: messenger RNA, 2141 nt
Organism: Musa acuminata subsp. malaccensis (wild Malaysian banana)
Lineage: Eukaryota; Viridiplantae; Streptophyta; Magnoliopsida; Zingiberales; Musaceae
Product: probable methyltransferase PMT15
Cellular component (GO): trans-Golgi network; endosome; cytoplasm
Molecular function (GO): methyltransferase activity
Source: RefSeq, a predicted model, not a curated record